Messenger RNA from Peronospora matthiolae, 1314 nucleotides. NCBI's taxonomy places the organism in Eukaryota, Oomycota, Peronosporomycetes, Peronosporales, Peronosporaceae. The record is from the annotation of a GenBank genome assembly.
AUGGACCAGCCGGACGGAUACCUGGAUGCAACACAGCCGGACUAUGUGUGCAAGCUAAAGAGAUCACUCUACGGCUUGAAGCAAUCGCCUCGCAUGUGGAACCAAACAAUCGAUGGGUUCAUGAUCAAGAUGGGAUUCAAGAAGUGCGAAUCGGACCACUGCAUCUACAUCAAGCGAGACGACCAAGACAUGAUUCUCGUGGUGCUCUACGUCGAUGAUCUCAUCCUGGCCAGCAGCAACAACGAACUCCUCAAGUCAACCAAGAUGGCGCUGAGCAAACGCUUCGAAAUGACGGAUCUCGGUGAGCUCGAUUACUUUCUCGGCAUGGAGAUCAAGAACGACCGUAAGACGGGAAUGGUGACUGUACAACAAACCAAGUUCCUCAAGUCCGUGUUAACCAAGUUCGGAAUGGAUAACAGCAAGCCAGUGAAGACGCCUCAAGAUCCCGGCCUGAAGCUAACCAAGAACAUGUGUGAACAAGAAUGCAAGCACGAAGACACCAUGUGCAACGUGCCAUAUCGAAGUGCUGUCGGAGGCAUCAUGUAUCUCAUGGUCGCCACACGUCCGGAUCUAGCUGCUGCAGUGGGAUCAUUAUCCCAGUUCUCGUCCGACCCAUGCCCGACUCACUGGCAAGCUUUGAAGCGUGUGCUGAGAUACCUGCAAGCAACGCCCAAUCAUGGUCUUGAGUUUACACGUGAAGAAGGAAGCCGUAUCUGCGGGUACACCGACGCAGACUGGGCCGGCGACAUUGAGUCAAGACGAAGUACAAGCGGCUAUGUGUUCAUGAUGAGCGGAGGAUGCAUCAGCUGGAAAAGCCAGAAACAACGGACGGUCGCGCUAUCUUCAACAGAAGCAGAAUACAUGGCGCUUUCCGAAGCAACCAAAGAAGCAGUAUGGCUCAAAGUGCUUUUGGGGGAACUUGGUGAGAUGACAAGCGACGAAGCGAUCAAGAUGUAUGAAGACAACCAAGGAUCAAUCGCUCUCGCCAAGAACCCGGAGUUCCAUAAGAGAACAAAACACAUCGACAUACGCUACCAUUUUGUGCGUGAGAAGGUGGAAUCAGGUGAAGUCGUUUUGGAGUAUUGCCCGACUCAAGAUAUGCUGGCAGACAUGAUGACCAAGCCGAUCGCCGCUGUACAAUUUGAAAACAUUCGCGAUCGACUUGGGAUCCAUGGUGCCGCAGCUAACGAGUCGAGAGGGAGUGUUGAAAAGACAGCGGCUGUGAAGAAGACACCUCGUCAAGCUGCGUCAAGUGUUGAAGCAAGUGGAAGACCAAGCUUCGCUAUACCGGUGGGUACCGGUAUGUACCAGUAA